Molecule: messenger RNA, 1274 nt
Organism: Magnolia sinica
Lineage: Eukaryota; Viridiplantae; Streptophyta; Magnoliopsida; Magnoliales; Magnoliaceae
Exons: 3
Coding region: 210-1043 (277 amino acids)
Source: RefSeq, a predicted model, not a curated record
CUUCGUAUGUCUUUCUUAGAAAUCUUGCAUUUAGGACUUUUUUUCUGGCAUCUUCGGCUGCGAAUCACUAUUUGAAUUGGGAAGAAAGGAGAGAUUUCUCUUUGGGCUUUAAGGCGGGUCCGGUUCACAUAUUUCAAACUUUUGCAUAAGAUGCACUUCCUGGCAUCAUCUUACCCAAAAGCAGGUAUUAAGUUGGUUUUUAUCACCGAAUGGAUAGCAAGAAGUUCAUGCAGUUGGUCGAGGAGAAGAAGAAGAGAGCUCUUGAGAAGAAAGAGGCCCCCCUGAAAUGGGAACAGAAACUUGAAGCUGCUGCCAAGGCAAAAGCUGAUGCUGAAGCUAAAGAGAGAAGGCUUAGAGCUGCAAAGCAAAAGAAGAAGUCCACAUCAGAAUCUGAUAGUGAUAGUGACAGCAGUGAUGAGAGGAGAAAGGCGACAAAAAGGACCCACAAGAGACACAGGAAGCAUGCCCCCUCCGACAACUCUGAUGACAGUGAAAGGAGAAAAUCUAGGUGGAAAUCGAAGAAAUGGGGCUCCAGCUCAAGUGGUGAUAGCAGCGGUGAUGAAUAUGGAAGUGGGUCGGAGGAAGAUCACCGGAGGAAGAAGCGCAGCCACAGGCGGAGACAAAGACGCCGCCAUUCAUCGAGAACAGAUUCUAGCUCAUUGGAGUCCUCAAGCGAUGAAGAUGGUGAAAUCCCAAGGAAAAAUCACAUGAAGCACCACAAACAUCAUCACCACCACCACCACCACCAUCACCACCACAGAUCAAGCGCGGAAGACUUCACAUCAUCAGAUUCUGAGGAUCACAGGCAUAAGCAGAGGAGCAGGUCCCUAGGUAAGUCAUCAGACGACAACCAUGAGGACUCAAGCAAACCAAGAAAGCAUAAGAGGUGUCAUCAUCGGCAUGGACACCACCAUCGACACCAUCAGCACCAUGCAAAUGAUCGCCACCACAACCAGCACCCAGAGGAAUUAAAUGGGAACCCCUCAGAGCAGGACAGCAAGAAACGGAGUGCAGCAGAUAUUGAUGGUGGCUAUGACAGUUAAAUCAGUGGAGUGAUCCAUACAAUCAUAGAAGUUGUGUAUGUGGUUUCCUCUUCUUUUUCACUCUGUUUUUGGAAUCUUUUCUUGGUGGAAGAAAGUAUGGAAAACAUGACCACUUCAUGAACUGUGAUUUUGGAACUCUUCUUUAUGGGGGAGAGCUCAAAUGGAUGCCAUAUUUUCUUUUCGGGUUUGAAUGCUCAAAUCAUGCAAAUGCUGGGACCUUUGAAGACUUCA